CCCGCAACAACGUCUGUGUGUUGUUACACAGUAAAGUGAAGUAAAGAUGCGGUUGUCUGGUGUGUCAGCGCAAGGUUCUUUCCAGCGGGUUAGAGUGACUGUCCCAUGGUCCAUGAUAAUUACAUAGGAACCUGUUACUGACAGCACCAUGUCAAGGCUUGCAAGAACAGGGUGAAAACGGGGGAAUUUCUCCCGGUUCAGCGCAUCCACUGGGAAGUGAAGCUGAAGCUACAGUAUGUGUGCGAUGACGAAGGGACGCUAUCUCUCCCUGGGCUUCGUGUUCCUUGUUUAUUGCACAACGUGCACGACAUCUAAAGGAGCCACAGGUGACAUCCUGCCAGACUCCCUACCGUCAGUCCCAGGUACCCUGCCUCACUUCAUGAAGGAGCCAGAAGAUGCCUACAUCAUCAAGAGCAACCCAAUCAAGCUGCUCUGUCGGGCUGUGCCCGCACUGCAGAUCUUCUUCAAGUGUAAUGGAGAAUGGGUGCACCAGAAUGAACAUGUGUCCCGGGAGUACAUGGAUCAGAACACUGGGCUGAAGGUGCGGGAGGUGUUGAUCAACGUGUCCCGUCAACAGGUGGAGGACUUCCACGGCCCAGAGGACUACUGGUGUCUAUGUGUGGCCUGGAGCCACCUAGGCACCUCCAAGAGCCGCAAGGCCACGGUCCACAUCGCAUACCUGAGGAAGAACUUUGAGCAGGACCCCCAGGGGAAGGAAGUUCCAAUCAAAGGGAUGAUCGUGCUGCACUGCCGCCCCCCAGAGGGAGUGCCAGCAGCAGAGGUGGAGUGGCUGAAGAACGAGGAGCUGGUGAGCUCCCUGACGGAUGACAACAUUGACACCCGAGCUGACCACAAUCUCAUCAUCAACCAGGCACGACUGUCCGACUCAGGAAACUACACGUGCCUGGCCAGCAACAUCGUGGCCAAAAGACGCAGUUCCACAGCCACUGUGGUUGUUUUCGUGAAUGGUGGAUGGUCGCUGUGGACAGAGUGGUCUCCCUGUAACGUUCCCUGUGGUCGGGGUGUCCAGAAACGCUCCCGUACCUGUACCAACCCUGCCCCGCUUAAUGGAGGGGCUUUCUGCCAGGGCAUGUCUGUGCAGAAGAUCACCUGUAAUGCCCUCUGUCCAAUUGAUGGUGGCUGGGAGGAGUGGAGCGCGUGGACGCUGUGCAGUGUGCAGUGUGAGCGCCAGCGUAGGAGGGAGUGCAAUGAUCCACCACCCAGACACAGGGGCAAGAUGUGUGAUGGGCCCAGCGACACCACAGAGAACUGCACUGGAGGAAUGUGUUCCCAGAAUGGAAAGCUGCUGCAUGAUGUUAAACCUCAAAGUAUGGAUGGCUCCAACGACGUGGCUCUUUACUCUGGGCUGGGGGCGGGGAUCAUAGCUGUGACUGUCCUUGUGGUGGCUGUCAUGCUGUACCGGAAAAACCAGAGCGACUAUGGCGUUGAUGUCAUCGAUUCGUCCGCGCUUACCGGGGGCUUCCAGUCUUUCAACUUCAAGACCACCAGACAAGGGAACCCACUGCUUCUCAACUCCUCUCUGCAGCCAGACCUGACAGUGGGUGGGACCUAUAGCAGCCCCAUCUGCUUCCAGGACUCCAUAGACAACAAAGAGCUCUUUGACCCCCUGCCAGACAUCAAGGUCAAAGUUCAGAGCUCCUUUAUGGUUUCACUAGGUGUGGCCGACCGCGCUGAGUACCAUGCUGCCAAAGGCCAUCCGCCUGAGACCUUCCCCAGGGGGCUGAACCGAGACUACAGCAACAGCACUGUGGAGAGACGGAGCACCAAGAAGGGCCUGCUCACCCCCAACAGCCCCCACCUCAACCCCACCAAAGAUCAGCUGGGAACCACGGGCAUGUUUGGGCAUCUGGGCGGCCGGUUGGUGGUGCCAAAUACUGGAGUCAGCCUGCUGGUACCGCAUGGGGCGAUCGCUGAGGACCCAACCUCUGAGAUGUUCAUGGUCAUAAAUCAGGGAGAGUCCAGUGUCCAGACAGAGGAAGGCUUUGAGAUCCUGUUAGGACCAGAGGUCACCUAUGGCCCUCCAGGCAUAGAUCUCUCCAGGCCUGUUGCUAUGACGAUAGCUCACUGUGCUGAGGUGGAUGCUGACAACUGGAACGUCCAACUGAAGAGGAAAACACAGGACAACAAAUGGGAGGAAGUGAUGUCAGUGGAGGAUGAGUCAACAUCUUGUUACUGCCUGAUGGACUCCAGUAGCUGCCACCUGCUGCUGGACCAGCCGGGCUCCUAUGCCCUUGUUGGUGAACCGCUCACCCAGGCAGCUGUGAAGAGGCUGAAGCUAGCAGUGUUUGGCAGCAUGGGGCCCAACCCCAUGGACUACAGCCUCCGAGUCUACUGUGUGGACGACACGCCACACGCCUUUCAGGGAGUGGUGGCCACAGAGACCUGUAGAGGAGGACAGCUCCUGGAGGAACCCAAGAUUCUGCCUUUCAGAGGGAACACCUUCAGCCUCCAGGUCUCCAUCCAGGAUGUCCCACAGUUUCUAUGGAACAUUAAACCCUUUACCACAUGUCAGGAAUUUUCCUUUUCCCAAGUGUGGUGCAGCAACCAGCAGCCCCUGCACUGUGCCUUCUCCCUGGAGAGAUACAGCCCCACCACCACCCAGUUCUCCUGCAAGAUUAGCGUGAAGCAGGUCAAAGGUCACGAGCAGAUUCUGCAGGUCUAUACAUCUGUGGCAGAGAGCAAGAAGGAGUCAGUCCUGUUUUUUAUGCAGACAGACUGCACCGUCACCUCACAGACGGGACCCAAGGCCUUCAAAAUCCCCCUUUCCAUCCACCAGAGGAUCUGUGCCACCUUUGACACUGCCAACACUAAGGGAAAGGACUGGCAGAUCUUAGCCCAGAAACUCCAUCUAGAUAGGAACCUGUUGUAUUUUGCUCAGCAACAGAGCCCCUCUGCCGUCAUACUGAGCCUGUGGGAGGCACGACACCAAGACACUGGUGACCUUGACUCUCUGGCAAGUGCUCUGGAGGAAAUUGGCAAGAUCCAGUCCAAAAGCACUGUAGCAAAGAGCCAUGAGGAACCUGAAUCAGACUUGGUACAUCAUUUUGGAACAGGAAGCCCAGACAACCCAGUGUAUGGAAUGGGUGAACUCACCAAUCAUGAGACGGCUAACUCAGUCCCUGAGUAUACUAGCUGACUUGUCUCCUACAUAGAUCCCAACAAGCCCAGUGUAAUGCAUAUCCCUAUAUGCACAUAACGACUGACAGCUGACUCGGUCGUGGAUUAAAAGGUCCAUAGGAUGUCAGUGUGAGAAUGGAGUUUGUUGUUCACAGAGCAAAAAACAUGACAGGCAAAAAUUACCACUGAGAAAAAAAAGAAAUCUGUCAUUGCUGUGUGUACUGUAACUUUAUCCAUCCCUUUCUGAUGAUGUACUGUACAUCUGUUUUGUCUUUCACCAUUCUAUUCCCUCCCUUCUUUUCCUCCUAGUUAAUGCUAUUCUUAAGUCAGGCUGACCAUUUGAGUUUGUUUUCUUAUUCUGUUGUUCAGGAUAUAGGGGACCCUCUACACUGUUAGGACCCACCAAUGCUUUUCAAAAAGUGAAAAUGCUUGUCACCAUCCCCAGGGUUUGAUACUGCCCUCAUAUGCAUCUGCAUUUACAGUGAGUGCGUCCCAAAUCUAGUAUACCCAUCUAGUGCAUUACGUUUGACCAGAGCCGUAUAGAACCUAGUGAAAAGUAGUGCACUAAAUGGGGAAUAGGGUUCUUCCAUUUGGGAAGUAUCCCAUAUCACACCUAUACCGUAAGACAGCUGUAUGGUAUUCAUUUCUAUUUGAAUACUUGGUCAUCAAUUCCAAAUAAUGUCUCAAAUGGGAGAAACCACUCUGAAACAGGUAUAAACAGUACAGAGUUUAAUAAAAUGCAUUUUAUUGUAAUGUUCAGAUAUUUUUGUUCUGUAUCAGCGUAACAUUGUAAAAGAGAUCCUGGCGGUACAGUGGUGGGUUGUGAUGACAAUGUACUGUUAACAUGAUUCAGGCUGGAUCCUUUAUCUUUAAAGGAAAACCCCUGACAAUGAUGGAAAUGUCUUUGUCAGGCCACAGUACUGCAGUGUGUGUUUGUGUGCAUGCAUGCGUGUGACAGUUGUGGUUUGGCCACCCUGGAGGAGAAAGAGAAAGCUGGAGGAGCUGUAUGAUGUCAUUUCCUGGCACUAUGCCAUGUGUAUCUCUGCAUCUUAUCACCCACUUUCAACCAUUAUUAACACCUGUCAAAGAGCUGCUGAUCUACCCAACACACACAAGGCCCCCAACAGAGGCAUAGCACUUCACAACUACACAGGACAUGAAUGUGGAUUAGGAUUUGGGUCAAUUCCAAUUUAAUUUGAAAAAGACCAUUAAAUUCUUGAAUUCACUCAUGAAGUGGAGAAUUUACAUUGAAUUCAAUAUGAAUUUAAAAAAUCUUAAAGUUACAGAAUUGAAUUUGAAUAAGACUGAUUUGGAAUUGUAAAAAUGUAUUUGAAUUGAAUUGGAAUUCAACAUUUUUACAUUUCCCAGUUAAUGAAAUUAAUGCACAUAGUAUAAAAAUGGACUGUAGGAUUUGUUUUUAAUUAUUUCAAUCUGUAUUCCUAUAUUGCCAGUAUAGUUAGGCUGUCGGAACAUUGAUGAUCAGCCUGAAUGAAUUUAAUUUGAAUUUGUGGAAAUGUUGUGGAUAGUAUUGAAUUAGGAAUAUAAUUAUUGAGAGAGAGAGAAUUUCUCAAUUCAAAGACUGACAUGGAAUUUGAAUUCAAUUAAAUGGAAUUGACAGGGAAAGAGAAUUGAAUGACAAUUUAAUUUGAAGAAUUGACCCCAACCCUGAUGUGGAUAGAAUGUGUAAUAGUAUGGGAAGCCUUUCUGGUACAAUAAGCAGGCCUGUUUAACAUAUUGUUGUACUGUAUAAGUAAGGAGGGCCCAUAGGGCUCUAUAGUAAAUAUGGUGCCAUUUGGGACAUAUCUUAAAUGCAAUAGGAAUGCAGUGGCAUUACUGGUUUGAAUAAUAGGCACUGUAUUGAACACGUUUCAAAUAGAUGUCCAGCUAAAAAAAUCACACUCCAAAAUAUAACAGGAUGGUGUUUCUGUACUUUAUUGUAUUCCAUGUACUCUAUAAUUCACAGGAUGGAUUUGUUUAUUCCAUGUAAAUCAAAGGAUGGUAUUGUUUAUUCCAUGUAAAUCACUGGAUGUUAUUGUUUAUUCAGUGUAAAUCAAAGGAUGGUGUUGUUUAUUCCAUGUAAUUCUUAUGAUGCAUAUUUCUGUUUUUAUGUGAUCAAUAUGAUUUAGCAUUUACAGGCUUGGAUCAUGCCUGUUUCUAGUUACUCAUGCUUUCAUUUGUAUUACAAUGAGCAUAAUAACAAGGAUUGUAAAUGCUCUAAAUACUUUUAGAAAAUGGCGCUCAGAGGUGUCUCAGUACAGUUACAUUUUCCAAAACGCUCAACUUAUUCAUUGUACACCUGUUGCAGUCUCCUCUGAACUACCUAAAAUGCUGUUAGCUCAUAGUUUGUUAUAUGCAAUUUCAUAUACAAGAGGAUGCAUCCAAAAUGGAACCCUAUUCCCUUUAUAGUGCACUACUACAGGGCUCUGGUCAAAAGUAGUCCACUAUAGAGGGAAAACGGUGGCUGAAGUUUUGAGCUGUGUCUACUGUGCCCUUAAUGAUUAUUACUGUAUGUUGCUCUCAACAGCAACGAUCAGACGAGCUGAAUUUCACACUCUACCCACUGAGCACAGACAUCAAUUCAUUGUCAAUUCCACUUUGGUUCAAUGUAAUUUCAUUGAAAUGACGUGGAAACAACGCUUAUUCAACCAGUGUGUGCACAGUGGGUACAUGAAACCUACAUUGCUUUUUGGUUUCUACAUAACACAUUCGCUAUGCUCUCCUAAUCAAUUGAGCGUUAAUCGUUAUACAAUCCAGCUGGAUAUAGAAUAGAUUAGUGAGUGGGUGAGCUUUACGUUUUGAAAAUUAUUGUUUUUCUUAAUUGUUAGCAAUUUAAUUUCAAUUCCCUGUACUAAUGUGAGCAAGAGUGGUGGAAAAACAGAAACAGGUGUGCUGUUGUAGUGCUAAACAGUGGCUAAUGUUGCAUUAAGAGCAUUUGUCUGUGGAAUACAAUACAUCAUAACAACCAAACAUAGCAUUUUAACUAUUUUAUUUAUUGUUGCCUAUUGCAUACAUGCCUAGUCAUAUCUAAGGUAUUAAAUGUUGAAGUUAAGUUUUUAAAUGUUAAGUGGGCCACUGGGUUUUGAACCAUACAUACAUACUCUGUAUUAUUAUUGCUUUGUGUUGUCACAGGCUGAAGACUAUUGUUGUCACAGGCUGAAGACUAUUGUUGUCACAGGCUGAAGACUAUUGUUGUCACAGGCUGAAGACUAUUGUUGUCACAGGCUGAAGACUAUUGUUGUCACAGGCUGAAGACUAUUGUUGUCACAGGCUGAAGACUAUUGUUGUCACAGGCUGAAGACUAUUGUUGUCACAGGCUGAAGACUAUUGUUGUCACAGGCUGAAGACUAUUGUUGUCACAGGCUGAAGUGUAUUUGUUGUCACAGGCUGAAGGGUAUUUGUUGUCACAGGCUGAAGGCGAUGUCUUGUCACAGGCUGAAGGCGAUGUCUUGUCACAGGCUGAAGGCGAUUGUGUUGUCACAGGCUGAAGGCGAUUGUGUUUGCACAGGCUGAAGGCGAUUGUGUUGUCACAGGCUGAAGGCGAUGGUGUUGUCACAGGCUGAAGGAGAUGGUGUUGUCACAUGCUGAAGGCGAUGGUGUUGUUACAGGCUGAAGGCGAUUGUGUUGUCACAGGCUGAAGGCGAUUGUGCGAUUGUGGUGUCACAGGCUGACGAUGACGAUUGUUGUGUCACAGGCUGAAGAGUUUACUGUUGGACCCCUGAUUUAAUGUCCCCUGAGUUGGUAACUAUUCCCUUUAUAGCCCACUGGGCCAAAACUGGUUGAAUCCAAAAAUGAAUCAAUGUGGAAGUCUGAAUGGAUUUGAAAAAAGUAAUCAAUGUAAGGGAAUUUAGUAUUUUUCACCUAACUUUUAACCUAAAUCCAAUGACAUGGUAAUUUAUUUUUUUCGUUGAAUUCAGGUUAACUCAACCAAAUGUAAAUUAAAACUAGACUUUGAACGGACGUCUGUGCCCAGUGGGAGUGCACUAUGUUUGACCAAGGCCUAUAGGCCUCUGGUCAAAACUAGUGCACUAUAAAGGGAAUAGGGUAUCAUUUGGGACGCAUGCUAUAGCUCCACACUGACUUCAUCAGGAUGGAUGUUGCUAUGCUCCAUCUCACAUCACGCAUGGCCUUUGGCUUCAUAUCACUAUUCUUGUGCCUUGUUUAACUACUGUAAAUGGUGAAUGUUGUAAAGUACAGAUGGGGCUGAAAAAAAUGAAACAAAGCAAAACCAUACCAACAUACAUUUAAAAAAGUAUUAGUUGAAAAAGUAUUUAAGAUUAUAUAAUUCAAUAGGCUGCAGAGCUUUUCUAGUGCUAAACAUACUGCCUAUGUUUGGUAUUGCCAGGGCAGCUUGGUGGUAUAUUGUAUCUAUAUAAUUAUGGACAUUUUGGAUGUUUUCUGUACAGUAGAAUUUGCAAAUGUAUAUGCAGCCUUUUGGAAAUAAAUGUACAGCUAAAG
This is a messenger RNA of Oncorhynchus kisutch (coho salmon), 7593 nucleotides long. RefSeq names its product netrin receptor UNC5D-like. Gene Ontology annotation, biological process: axon guidance; netrin-activated signaling pathway. Gene Ontology annotation, molecular function: protein binding; netrin receptor activity. Lineage: Eukaryota; Metazoa; Chordata; Actinopteri; Salmoniformes; Salmonidae. Gene Ontology annotation, cellular component: membrane. The record is from RefSeq and is a predicted model, not a curated record. Bases 236 to 3157 code for a protein of 973 amino acids. The transcript has 17 exons.